AUGACCGCCACUCCGCAAGCUUACGGGAUUCGAGAGCUAUACCGUCCUGCUGAUGCUUUGAUUGAAGUUGACAUAGUUGCUGUUCAUGGACUCAACGGCCACGCGACGGACACAUGGACUUCCAAGCCGCAGGGUAUAUGCUGGUUGAGUAACUCGGCAUUCCUGCCACAAUACGUUCCACGCGCCCGGAUUUUGGCGUGGGGAUACAAUGCGAGCAUUUCAUCGUGGAAUGGAGGUACACCCAGCUCCGACAGAGUUCUACAGCACGCACAGACAAUGGUUUCUCAACUUGAAGCUGAUAGGGAUCUUGAGGAUGCCCUAGAAAGACCAAUCAUCUUUCUAUGCCACUCUCUCGGUGGUAUAAUUGUAAAAAGGGCCUUGGCUUAUGCAGAAAGUCGCCGCCAACUCGCACAUAUCCACUCAAUUUACACCUGUACAUUUUCUAUCAUAUUCUUCGGUACGCCACAUAAUGGAUCUAGCAAGGCCAAUCUUCUUGGCAGUCUACAAAAGCUCGCAUCUAUUUCAGUUCCGAAGUCUGCCAUAGAGUUCGAAUCAGGACUGGUGAACGCACUCGAAAAAGAAUCCGAGACCCUGCAGAAUAUCACUGAUCAAUUUGCGCCACUUAUGCCCCGUUUCCGUUUGUUCUUUUUCUGGGAACAGGACAAGACCAAUCUCAAAUACAAGAAGGAUUACAUCGUGGAAGAAACAAGUGCAGCGCCAAUACUCGACAAUACCGAAAGAUGUGGCAUUGCCGCAGACCAUCAAAGAAUGUGCAAGUUCCACAGUCCAGCCGAUCAAGGAUUCAGAACAGUGGUGGCAGCACUCCGGCGCUAUGCUCGUGAGGCACCCAAUGUGAUUCAGAGGAGGUAUCAGACAUCCGCGGACGUUCAACGAGGAGAGAAGAUGCUUCGAGCUACCGAGCUACUGGAAACAAUUCAACCUCAGGUUCCGACUCUUUGCCAUAAUUCCAUCCAUCCCUUCGAAGUCACGAACGGCAUUAUGUUUGAGAGAUCAAAUGGUCCUACAUCCAGUACCUAG
Molecule: messenger RNA, 1038 nt
Organism: Penicillium brevicompactum
Lineage: Eukaryota; Fungi; Ascomycota; Eurotiomycetes; Eurotiales; Aspergillaceae
Exons: 4
Coding region: 1-1038 (345 amino acids)
Source: RefSeq, a predicted model, not a curated record